Messenger RNA from Carassius gibelio (silver crucian carp), 4388 nucleotides. Its product is annotated as zinc finger and BTB domain-containing protein 43-like. The record is from RefSeq and is a predicted model, not a curated record. Lineage: Eukaryota; Metazoa; Chordata; Actinopteri; Cypriniformes; Cyprinidae. Gene Ontology annotation, molecular function: RNA polymerase II cis-regulatory region sequence-specific DNA binding; protein binding; DNA-binding transcription factor activity, RNA polymerase II-specific. The coding region runs from base 116 to 1351 and encodes 411 amino acids. Gene Ontology annotation, biological process: regulation of transcription by RNA polymerase II. The transcript has 2 exons.
GUGAUGACGUACUCUGUACGCAGCGCUCUGGCUCUCGGAAGAGAGGAGGCAGGUUAGCUUUCAGAAAACCGGACUAAAAUGAUGCAGAAAACGAGUGUUUAGAUUCUGUGUAAACAUGGAGACCGAUGCGAACUCCUUCCACGUGGAGUUCCCGGAUUUUUCCUGCUCGCUCCUGAAGAAGCUGAACCAGCAGCGGCAGAGAGGGCAGCUGUGUGACCUCAUCGUGUCCAUCGGCGGGCAUCAGUUUCGCGCCCACCGUGCGGUUCUGGCCGCCAGCUCUCCGUACUUCUGCGAUCAGGUGCUGCUGAAGAACAGCGCCCGCGUGGUGCUGCCGGACGUCAUGCAUCCGUGCGUUUUCGAGCAGCUCCUGUUGUCGUGCUACACGGGAGGGCUUUCGGUGCCGUCCGGAGAGGUGGUUGCUUUCUUAACAGCCGCGAGCUUCCUGCAAAUGUGGCAUGUGGUAGACAAAUGCACUGAGCUUCUGGAAGUAGGGAAGAAACACCGGAUGGAGCAUGGAUCAUCUCCAAAAGGUGAUGGUUAUGCCACUGAUAAUGAGGAUGCUGGUCAGGCUGCAGGUCGAGGAGAAGAUCUAGCCGAUCAAGGGCCAGGCACAUUAGAAAGCGCUGGUUGUUCAUCUCCAGAUGAUCCGAGCAGUGAAAAUGGCUCGGAUGCAAUAGAAAGCCAGUGCUCUAGACCGGCCUAUGUGCCGCCGAGCAUAAUGGGACACAGAAAGAAGGUGCAUGUAAAAGUAGAAAGGCAGAAUCGAGAUGCAUGCGAUGGCGUGUUUGGCGGCGAGCACGCCGUAAACGAUCCAGACCAAAACUCUCACAAUCCCAACACAGCAGAGGAUAGUUUUGAUGAGAAACUGGUGGAGUGCUUGGAUCGAGAUUGCACCUACGAAGAGCCCUUGGACUUCUACGGGACCUCCGUGGAGGGCUUUUCGCAAGCCUCGGACGAGCUUUCCAACCCAAUGCUCGAAGGAGGUUCAGAUGUUUCUAAAGAUGAGACGCCGGAUGACAGCGGCCUAAAGGAGCAGACCUCGCACUCAGGCUUCGCUUCGGUGGUUUACAAGCUCUAUCCGUGCCAGUGUGGUAAAAGUUUCACACACAAAAGCCAGAGGGACCGGCACAUGAGCAUGCAUCUGGGUCUGAGGCCAUUCGGAUGUGCCGUUUGUGGCAAAAGCUUCAAGAUGAAGCAUCACCUGGUGGGCCACAUGAAGAUCCACACGGGCAUCAAACCCUACGAGUGCAGCCUGUGCUCCAAACGCUUCAUGUGGAGAGACAGCUUCAACCGACAUACCUCCACGUGUGCACGGGCCCAUCAGAGCCGACGGGCCUCCCAGACCGUUUGAGAAACCUCAGCCUAGAAGCAUCCUUCACCUGAAUGCCAAACUAGCCAGUGUAAGAUUAUUCUAAACAAGCACCUCAAUUUUCAACUGAAGCCUUUCUGUCCGGUUUGUUCAGGUGUGACCUACUGGUCAAAAGUUUGGAAUAAUUACAUUUUUUUUAUGUUUUUAGAAGAAGUUUCUUCUGCUCACCAAGGGCUGCAUUUAUUUAUAAAAAAAAAAUACAGUAAAAUUAGUAACAUUGUGAGAUAUUAUUAUGAUUUAAAACAACAGUUUUUUUUUAUUUUAAAGCUGCGGUCGGUAACUUUUGACGCUCUAGCGGUUAAUAAACAGAACUGCUUGCGUCUUGCGGAAGAACAUCGUAGCCGGAACUACUUCUCUCUGUUUAUGUCUAUGAAGAAUCACAAAGGUACUGGGUUACUCCGCCGCGGUGCCCCCGAAGCAAUCUAAAAUAGUCCGAAUAUAAACACUUAUUAUAGGUGCACCCUAGUGAUUCAGGACAAGCUAAAAACACGGUUUGGAAAAUGGAUUCAUGGUGUACUCGCUUAUUAUGUUCAUUUUUCUACAUUUUGAACACAAAGUUACGGAGCGCAGCUCUGAUUGGUUGUUUCUUACCGGGAGCGAUCUGUUUCUGCAAAUGGCAAUAGGACACUGGGAGGAGCCAGAGGAGCUUGAUUUUUUCACAGAUUAUCUGUCUCAUAUUCUACUGUCAGAACAUAAUGACAGGUUUAACAAAUAUGUAAAAAAAUAUAUUUUUACAAAAUUUACCUACUGCAGCUUUAAUGUAUAUUAAAAUAGAAUAUAUUCUUGUGAUCAAAGCUGAAUUUUCAGCAUCAUUUCAGCAUCUUCAGUGUCACAUGAUCUUCAGAAAUCGUAAGAAACAAUACUUGUAAUUGAGCAUCAAUAAUAACUGAUAAUAACUAAGCAGUAAAUCAGCAUAUGAGAAAGGAUCAUGUGACACUGAAGAAUGGAGUAAUGAUGCUGAAAAUACAGUAAAAAAUGACAUUUAAAAAUAUAUUCAAAUGAAAAAAAGUUGUUUUAAAUUGUAAUAAUUUCAUCCUUUUUUUUACUGUAUUAUUGAUCAAAUAAAUGCAGCCAUGGUGAACAGUAGAGACUUCUUUAAAACAACACGUAAAAAAAAUGAAUAUUAUUAACUUUUGACCGGAAGUCUCUGCACAUGCAAUGAGGUAAAGUCAACAUGAAGUCAAACAUGUCUCCUCUUAAUAGAUGUUAUUCUAGUAAAAUGCCAUUUUAUGUUGACUUCAGUGUCCUUAAUGUGAUUAGUAUAUCUGAAGGAACAAAUAUGACCACAUUCUACACAAGAGCCUCAAAUGCUGUCAAAAUAUUCAGGUUUAAAGACUCACUAAGCGCUUUGGAGUUAAAACAAGGUUUAUCUUAUGUAAAUAGAAAUAUUCUCCAAUGCAGCAUUAUGCUGGAUUUGAUUUGCUUUGGUUGAGCUGGAUUCUAUUUCAGAUCUCUGUUGCUAGAGCAUUUCCAAUAGGAUUUCACAGAGAACGGUUCCUGUUUCAGCUGCUACAGUAAUCUAUUCGAAUCCAUUUCAUCCUCUAAAAGUCAACAGAUUCAUAAGGAGGAUUUUGAAAGGAAAGAGUUAAUAAAUGACAUUGACAUUUCCAUCUCCUUCUGUGAACAGUAUUCUUCAGUAUGUGUUUUUUUAGAAUGUGCCAUAAUUGUAAAAUAUUAUAAAUGUCAUCUCUAAAUGGGAGAAUCUCUCAAAAAACAAGUCCAAGUCAUAUUUCACAAACACAGAAAAAAGAAAAAGCAUAAAGAUACUGAAUCCUUCUUUAGCACAUUUACUAUUUUAAUUAGUUUUACUGUUUAGUUUGUUUGUAAUUCUCUGUGUUUUAAAUGGGGAUUCUCAUUAUUGUCUUAUUACUUUAAUACAGUAAUUAGAUUAAUCCUUUUUACUGUCACAAUUUUGAAUUAAAGUUUUGGUAAUGAAAAAGGUUUUAUUUUCUUUAUGCAAAAUAUAACUUCAUAUUCCCAUUAAUGAAUGCAUUUCUUUUUUAUAUUUUGGGGAUAACAUUUUUUUCUUGAUGGGUUUGUGAAAUUCAGUUGUAUUUACAUUAUACCAUUUUUUAAUUUAAAGUAAAAAAGUAAAAUUAAAGUGGAUUUAAAAGAGGAAUAUCAAAGCACAGCCACAUGUAAAUAUCAAAUAUUAAUGAAAUGAAUCGGAGAACACAUUUUUAUUAUUUUAGUUCACGAAGACAUUUCAUGCAAGUAUCAAAAGAGCACAAAAAGCAGACUAUAACAAAGUGAAAGGGCUGUAAAACAAUUGUAGAAAAGCAGCUGGGUGUUUACUUGUAUUCUUUUCUGAAUCUGAUGUACAGAAUGUGCCAUGCUAUUACGAUGUGUUUGUGAAUUAACUGCAAACCUCAGUUACAACGAUACCUCAGACGCUGUGGUAUUCAGUAGUUUAAGAUGGUGCAUGGAAUUUAAUUAGAACAAAAUGUAAGCUUAUUUUAUUAUAGUUUUACAGUAGAUCAAAAAUAAAAAAAUAGGGCUUUUCUUAGAAUAUUGAAUUAUAUCUGAAAGUGAAAGAUUUCAAACAUGUAGUUUCGGCAAUCGCCAAUUAUUGGUAAGUUGUACUGUAGUAUGUAAAAAGUGUUUGUUAUUUUAACUAUGAAUGUGCAAAUAUCGAUAUGCCUCAAACAUAACAAACAAAUGACAAUCAUGUAGGCAGAAACAGAACAUGUGAAAGUUAAGUAAUCAGUAUCGUUAAAAAUCACCUGUCAGUAGUCAAAUAUAUUUAUGGAAAAUAAAUUCAACCAUGAAUUUAUAUAUAUAUGAAAAGUGACCAAAUGUUCUUAGUUUAUAGGCAGACCUUUAGGAUGCUGGACGGAUCACUACCUCAUCAGGACUGUUUAUCAGAGCACGACUAGUUUAUCACAAAACCUUUCUUUGCAGACGGCACCAAUUACCACUUACACUUCUGUUGUGUUUUCUUCUUAUAGAAGAACUUUGUGAAAAUGUGUGAGAUUUGUAUAAAAAUGUGUUUAGCAAUAAAUGUUUUAUUUGUACUGGA